This is a messenger RNA of Podarcis lilfordi (Lilford's wall lizard), 7126 nucleotides long. NCBI's taxonomy places the organism in Eukaryota, Metazoa, Chordata, Lepidosauria, Squamata, Lacertidae. The record is from the annotation of a GenBank genome assembly.
AUGUGGGACAGUCUUGCAGCAGUGCAUGUUAGAAAAGAGUCAGCGUCUGCAUUGACGUUUUUCAAGCAGUUGUACCAGACGAAGUUGCAGCCUGGUGGUGAUUUGGCAGCACACUUGAGACGUCUGGAGGCAAUACGCGGCGAAUUAAUUCAAAGGGACAUGGAGAUACCUGAUACUCAGUAUGUUUUUAUCAUUCUUUGUUCCCUUAACGAGGACUUUGAUGGUAUAGCUAGCCAGAUAUCUGCCGUUCCACCAGCGCAAUUAACUGUGGAAGGGGUGACGGCAAGAUUAAUGGGCGAGUUGGACAGAAGGGAGGCUUGUGCCAUAAGCACUCCUAUUUCCAGAAAGAAUGAGGAACGCCAUAUGCAAACUUGUGGUGAUACAACUGCAUUUAAAGCUGCAAAGCGUUGUUGGUUCUGCAAUAAGCAAGGACAUUUUGCAAAGGACUGCAGAUCCAAAAGAAAGCAAAGUACUCCCAAGUCUGUUUCUGUUCAUCAGUCACGGUCGUCAGCUCAGCAGCCGGCAUCGUACCGUAAAGACAGAAACGAGCCGCGAGCUUUUCACGCUAGCACAAGAGAUCGUAAAAGAAUUAAAGGUGCCAAGUGGAAUUCUUUUAUUGUGGACUCAGGAGCAUCUCAGCACGUUUGCAACGAUCGAAGCUUGUUUAUUUCUUUCGAAGAGGAAAUUGGUAAUGUACAUUUAGCCAAUUCACAAGUCUUGCAGUCGCUUGGCAGGGGUACUGUUAAACUUGACUCUUUAAACAUUACUAUAGCGAACUGCAUUUACUGCCCAUCAGUGGACAAUUUAUUGUCAGUAAGGUGUUUUGCUCGUCAAGGCAUAACUGUGCGUUUCUUAAAGUCAAUGUGUGAGUUUUUCGAGGGAACAAACGUCUAUUGUAUGCCCGGGAAUCUGAUGGUUUAUAUAGACUGUAUUUUCGCACCUACUCCCAAUCGCCUAUAAAUUGCAGAGCAGCACAGUCAAGCCAGGGGUUGAGGAAUGUAAGGCCACAUUCUGGGUGUGUCCAUGAGGCGCACAGAAUUCUGGGACAUCUGAAUUUUGCUGAUGUAAUUAAGACCAAGAAUAUUGUUAAUGGCCUCAACUUAAAACCAUGUAAAUUCUUUAUGCAAUGUCUAUCCUGUUGCAAGAAUAAGAUUAAGGUUGCACGCAAGGGUAGGUGCUCAGAUAGGAAAGUAACUGAGCCAUUUGAGCGUGUACAUUGUGAUUUAGUUGGGCCACUCCCACCAUCCUUAGGAGGUUCUAAGUACUGGCUUACCCUGAUAGACCAGUAUAGUAGAUAUUGUUGGACUUAUGCAAUAGCUGAGAAGUCCCAAGCAUUUGAGAAGUACAAAGUUUUUGCAACUGGGUAAAAACACAUUUUAACAAACCUAUUAAGAACCUUUUUUCUGACAGGGGCGGGAAUUUGUUUCUGAGGAUUUUGAGAAAUUCCUGGAAGCGCAGGGGACUACUCAUGAGUUAUCUUGCCCCGAAGUCCCUGGCAAAAUGGGCUUGUUGAAGUUGUGCAGCGUGACCUGCAGGCAGGGGUUAAAACUUAUCUGCAUGAUGCUAAUCUGCCCAAAGACUUUUGGGCUGAAGCGCUCAAUGCCUUUUGUUAUGUUAGAAAUCGCAGUUAUCAUUCUGGUUUAGAUGUCACCCCCUAUGAGAAGCUGUUUAAAAACGCCCUAAUCUGAAACACCUACGCAUUUGGGGUUCAGAUGUAAUAAUGCAUUAUCCCGCUAAGCAGAAAUUGGGUGAACGUAGUGUCCAGGGAAAAUUAAUGGGCUACCAGCAGGGGCGUACAGAAUUUACAUACCAGCAACUGGCAAAUUUCAUAUUACCAGAAGCAUGAUACAAACUGUAAAUUGGAAUGGUGUUGCUGUUUUCCAAGAUAGUAAUGGUAUAGAUAAUACUGAGGAAGAAGAGGUAGAAGAAGCAGCAGCAGCAGCAGGAAAUGGUGCUUCUGAAUUAAUGGAAGAAGACAAAAAGCCUGUUGAAUCUGAUAAUUUCUUUGAUGAUUUAAAGUCACAGGCACCCGAGGGGAGGUUAGAUUCUCUUGAGUUUUCUGACCGUGAGCUUAGCCAACAGGCAUCUCUUCAGUCUGACAAUGAUGAUUUACAACCUGAAACUAGUAGUUUACAUAGUCCCAUUAAGUCUGAGGAGUCUGACUCUCCUUCCGGACUGAGACGUUCAGAUAGAAAGAGACAGAAGCCACAACGUUUUGCAGAUGAACAUUUUAAUACUGUGUAUGCCAAUAAGGCAGUUUUUGAGCCAAAAAGCUACAAUGAUGUUCAGAAUUUACCUAAGCACCAAGCUGUAAAUUGGUAUAAAGCUAUGAACUCUGAAAUAGCUUCUUUAAAAGAGCAUAACACUUGGUCUCUUGUACCACAAACCCCAGAUAUGAGACUUAUUGAUUCAAAAUGGGUUUAUAGAGUUAAAAUGAAUGACAAAAAUGAAGUUGUAAGGUACAAGGCUAGAUUAGUUGCUAGGGGUUUUCAACAAAUUCCAGGCGAAGAUUAUGAUUUGUGUUAUUCACCAAGUGUAAAAUAUGAAACAGUUAAACUUUUGUUAAAAGAUGCAUCAAUUUGUGGAAAAGCCCACUACGCAAUGUUUCUCUGCUCUUAAGAGAGUGGUAAUGUACCUUAAACAUACUAAACAUUAUAGGUUGCAGUUUACAACAAGUAUUGACAAAGGUUUUGAAAUUUUCUGUGAUGCAUCUCAUGCAGUGGAACAAAAUAAUUGCAGGGGUGUGUCUGGUAUGGUGUUUUGUUAUAAUGGUUGUCCAUUUGAAUGGAAGUCCCAGACACAAACCAUUAUUUGUCUCUCCACAACAGAGAGUGAAUUAUGUGCAUGUGUUCAGGCCACUCGUGAUGUGGAAUGGUAUCUGCAAGUAUUCGCAGACCUACAGAUGCAAGUAACACUACCAGUAAAAGUUUACCUUGAUUCCCAGAGUGGACUCGCUAUCCUAUGUUCAGAAACCAAUACGCAGCGCACUAAAGUCUUAAGAUUACGUUUACAGUUUGUAAAGAAACUAAUUGCUGAUGAAAUGGUUGUAUUUAAAUAUGUUCCAGGUGACAAUCAAAUUGCAGACAUUUUUACUAAAGCACUUCCAAAAGGUAUACAUGAAAAACAUGUACAAAGUAUGCUUUAUGUUUUUGUUCCACAAUGAUGAACCGCAGGGGAAAUGUUGAAUGGUUUAAUAUGUAAAGGUUCAUCAUUGUUCCACUCGAUGUGUAUGUCUUUAAGGGGCCAAAGCAAGGGCCAGAGCAAGAUAACAAGACCCAGCGUUACAGCUGUGAAACAUAGCAGGUGCUGCCGAGUUGUACUGAUUAAGCUGUGUUGGCAAUUGGGUGUAGUAUAUAAGGAGCAGCACCUAGCUCUCCCAUUACCCUGGGGGAUGGGUUGGUGGUUGGGUCACGUUUGUUUGUUAAUGUAUUUAGUGUAAAAGGAGUUUUUGUUUUCUUAUUAAAACCUUGUUUAAGUUAUUUUUGAGUCCCUUUUUAAUGCAUGGUCUCCCCAGCAAGCUCUCUGCAGCGCUACCAUACUGCAAAAAGCCAACAAUACCAUCAUGAGCAAUGCUAAUAAUAUAUUGUUUGUUUUUAAAAAUACCUGCUCUUAACCAGCAGAUCCUAGUGAAGCUUACAACAAUUUAAAAUUCAGUAUUAAAAACAGUUAAAACAAAUUACAGUCACUGGAAUUGUGGAGGGGAUGUCCUAAAAACACAUCUUAGGUGUGAAAGGCUGGGGUAAAGAGGUGUGUCUUCAGCAUUCCCAGAAAGCUGCCGGACAUACCUCUGGUGGGAAGAGAAUUUCACAAAUUAGGGGCCGCUACAGAAAGUGCUCUGAUGCACUGCUGCCACCUCAAACUUCUAAGGGCUGAAGAACUAACAAGAGAUCUCCCCCCGCUAAUCUUAAUACCUGAGGUGGUCUGUAGGGAAGGAGGCAGUCCCUCAGAUAUUUUGGUUCUAAGUUGUUCAUAGCUUUCAUCAGUGAUCUACUCACAGAGUUAAAAACUGGCAGUGGUCAAGUGGUCACCCCUUUUUUGUGGUUCAGGUCAAAGUUGUUAAGCUUUUUUUUAGUAAGGAAAGCCCUGUUUUUUUGACGUGCCUGUUUGGAUGUACCUGUUGGACGUGCCUGGCUUUAAUCACUAGCAUGAGCUCCUUAAAUUAGGCACAAAAGCUACCUGGCACCUUGCUUUUGAUCAAAUGCCUGGUUUUGCAUGCCUAGAAAUCUUAACUGAGAACUUGGUGGAGAGAGGGGCUGUGACACUGUCCCCUUUGCUCUGUACACCUGGGUCCACCCUUGAACUCUGUCUUUAGACGAGGUUAGGAUUAGGCCCAUCUUUGUGUGCCCCCUCUGACAACAGUCUGGAGCAUGGCAGAACAGGAUAGACCUUUUCAGUGUUAACACAUACAUAACUUUAUGGGAUGCUCUUCCCAGAGAAGGUUGCCUGGUACCAAUACUGACAUCUUCUUGGCACCAAUCCCAGUUGUUUCUUUUUCUCCCAGAAUUUGAAUGUUAAUCCCUUGCUGUAUUUCUUUCUUUGCCUAGGUAAAUAUUUUGUGAACAUGCUGAUGUUGGGGAGGGGUAUUUGUUUUGUGGCUUAAUCACUUUCAGUUGUGGUGUUCUGGGUUUUUUAUGUAUUAAGUAUUGGCAGUUGGGAGGUGGGGGUAAGUUACUUUUAGACUCCUUGUGGACAGUGAAGAAUAAAAUGAAUGAACGAGGAAGUAGAGGAUGCUGUGAAAAGAUGCAGGUGAUCUGCUAAUUUGUUCUUCAUGUGAAGUCUGACCUAUGGUUAUAUAAUGUGCAUCUAUCAAAGCAGAAAAGGUUUGUUUAGACAAGUUAAUGUCCAAAUCUUUGCCUGUUAGGCAGCUGAGCCCACAAGACAAUCCAUGCCAAUUUAAAAAGAUGGGCAGUAGUGCAGAAGCAAACAACUGAUUCGGGAUUUGCUUUAUCAUUAUGUUGAGAAGGCAGCAAGUGCUAAUACAAAAUGAAUGUGCACCCUUAUUUGCAUAGAUAUUUAGUUGUUUCUGUUUCAUCUAUAUUGGAAACAAAUUGCGGGCUUUAAAAACCCCCAUGAAGCUCCCGUGUUUAUUGCAGAUCUCCAAUCCGCUCACAAGCUAUUCAUAGGCCCUAAUUGGGAUUAACAAUAUCUUUUCAACUCAAUUACCCUUACGCUACAAGCAGCAUGCAGCAUUAUUUAAAUGCUUUGUAGAAUUUUAAGCAUGAAAGACCGGCACUUUGAGGAAUAAGCUGCAGACAUGCAGUUUUAUCUGUUCUUAUCCUAAUCUAUAAGGUAAUUUCCCCAUCCUCCUGCCUCAUACCACUUAUAGAAGCCAAUAAUGAUGCAAUUUAUUGCAUGCUGAGCAAAAACGCUUUAGCUGGUUGAUGAAGUUGUGCUGCAAGAAUGUAGAUGUGAAAUGGAGGCCAUCCACUUUCUUUUCUUAACAUGAUGGUGGGGCACAAUAGCUUGACUUGCAAUCCACAUCCUUAAAUGGUUAUAAUGGGUGCUAAGUGCAAGCCUUCCUACUCAGUUAGUUCCUGAAUCAAUCUUGACCAUUCAGACAGACUCAAUCACACUUCAUUAUUCCUGCACAGUCUCAGAACUCAGGUAGAUACAUUACUUUUAAAAAAGAUAGUUAAAAGUUUAUAUAAGGAUUAUUGUUAAAUCUUUCACUAUUAAAAAAAAUAAAUCACCUCCCACUUGUCGGAAAUGUUGUUUAGACUGUGUAUCCCAUCUAUCAAGAUUUGUGUAUGUUUUUGCAUUCAUUUUACCUUUAGUUCUCAGCAAUAAACGGGCUCAUUAGAUCUUAUCAGUGUCCAUAGACGAAGAUAUCCAUACAGGUUGCUACCCUCAUAAACUACCUAUAUGUUCAAUAGCAGCUUGACAAGCAGAAACUGAAGAGUGAUACCUUUCUCAUCACUGCAGUUCCAUUUCCACUCACCAUGCAGGUGUUAAAGGCGCAAGAAAAGAGGGUAACUAAUAUAGUGUUAUGCAUUCCCCAGACUGCAAGUUCCAGGGGCUGUGCUCACCCUGGCUUGGUUUCCUGUGUAGGAGACACUGCUGGAAGCCUACGGCAUUUUUAGCUAAUGUUGUUUAGUCGUGUCCGACUCUUCGUGACCCCAUGGACCAGAGCACGCCAGGCACUCCUGUCUUCCACUGCCUCCUGCAGUUUAGUCAAACUCAUGUUUGUAGCUUCGAGAACACUGUCCAACCAUCUCGUCCUCUGUCGUCCCCUUCUCCUUGUGCCCUCAAUCUUUCCCAACAUCAGGGUCUUUUCCAGGGAGUCUUCUCUUCUCAUGAGGUGGCCAAAGUAUUGGAGCCUCAGCUUCACGAUCUUUAUGGUCCAGCUCUCACUUCCAUACAUCACUACUGGGAAAACCAUGGCUUUAACUAUAUGGAUCUUUGUUGGCAAGGUGAUGUCUCUGCUUUUUAAGAUGCUGUCUAGGUUUGCCAUCACCUUUCUCCCAAGCAGCAGGCGUCUUUUAAUUUCGUGACUGCUGUAAUAUUUGCAUAUAUUUAGAAAUAUAUGUGUUUGAGCAUAGGUGAAGGCAAUCAGCACAGCACUCCUACAAGGCAGCAAAUCCACUACAUACAUCAGAUUCCCUAGAGGGGCAUCCCAGAAGCUUUCUAGUGUUCUGCCCAGCUUUCCCCUGGCUAUUGAGAAAACACACACUGGUCAUUCUGGGCCAUUAGCCAAUAAUCUGCUUAACUAUGGAUGGCCAUAGCUAUAUAUUCACAGCUAGCAUCUGAUUCAGUAAAAUACUAUCUGUGAAAAUUCAAGCCACCAUGUAUGUAGCAACACAAAUCUAUCCUAAAUAUGUACUUGGGAAUAAAUUGCAUGGAACAUUUAUUCAAAUAAAUGCACUUGGGACUGCAGUCCCAGUCUUUAAAGGUCUCUUCAUAUUUUUCUCAUUUUAAUUUCAUUUUUAGACUCCAGAUCCUGUUGAAAGUGCAUGAGUUGAGAGCUUAUUCACACAAUCAUCAUCAGACCUGUGUACUGAUUGUUUCAGUCUAUGUCUAUGACAUCCUUUCCCCUUUGAUUCCCAACUGCUUUGACUACACCGAAGUUGCACCUGCUGCUAUUCACAUGCUUCAGUCAAUUCAGGUUUUGUCAUACCAGGAACCCUGA